AUGGAGCGUGUGAUAAACGGAGCAGGCUGGAGACGGGAAAAGCAGCGCUAUCAGCCGCCACAGCACCCUGCGAUCAGGGCCCCUCGGGGCUCGGGUCCGAAAGCAGGCCACAGCUCGCAGCUUUCCCCUGAAAUGCCCAUCAGGAUGACGAACGAGAAAGAAUUACUUCGCGGCCUGAAUGACCGAUUUGCAGGUUUUAUCGAGAAGGUGCAUCAUCUGGAAAGCCAAAACAGAGCGCUGGAAAGGGAGAUCGAGGCCAUUCGGCUGAAAGCAAAGUCGUCCACGACUCUGGCCAGGCAGUACGAGCCGGAGCUGCAGGAGCUGAGGAGGCAGGUGCGAGAAAUGGCGAGGCAGAAGCAUGAGAUGGAGCUGGAGCAGAAGCGCGUCGAGGAUGAGUUUUACGCGCUCAGGGAGAAAUGCGAGCAGGAGGCGCGCAGCAGAGCUGAAGCCGAGGAAAACAUUUCUGCGCUCAAGAAAUACAUCGACGACGCGUCUUUAUCCAAACAAGGCAUGGACAGAAAGGCGAAAGCUCUUGAAGACGAGAUCGAGUUCCUGAAGAGAAACCACGAGGCUGAAGUGACCGAUAUUUUGACGCAAAUGAACGAGACGCGCUGCGUUUCUGCGCAAGGCAGCGGCUUCGGAAAAGGCGAGCUCACCGCGGCGCUCAGGAACAUCAGGACACAGCUGGAGGCUCGCGCUUUCUGUCCACACUCAGAACAGCGCUUCAGCGAUCAGCUGGCCAGGCUCACCAAAGCCGCCGAGACCGAAAGAGAGGCUGUGAUCGCCACCAAAGCUGAAAUCAGCCAGUACAGAAGUCAGCUGCAGGCCAAGACCGUGGAGCUGGAUUCAGUCAGAGGGAUGAGAGAAGCUCUGGAGAGGCAGCUGUAUGACCUCGAGCAACGACACACUGCUGAAAUCCAUCACUACCAGGACACCAUUAGAGAGCUGGAACAGGAGCUGAAAAACACCAAAUAUGACAUGAGUAAUCAUGUGCAAGAGUAUCACGAUCUGCUAAAUGUGAAAAUGGCCCUGGAUGCUGAAAUCUACUCAUACAGAAAAUUGCUGGAGGGUGAAGAGUCAAGAUACUCCGCUCUUUCGGAUGCACAGGGACCAAUGCCGUAUGUUUACAGGCAGUCACCCAUCUAUACUCUGCCUAGUGUCCCAAGGGUGGGGGGAGUGAGUCGGAAAGCAGAGCCGCAGUACAAGUUUGUCGAGGAGAUUAUUACAGAGACAACCAGGGAAGACAUAGAGAUAUCAGACACGGGGUCUGAUGAUGCUGAAGAACAAAGGGAGGGUGAUCAAGUGUGUAGCGGAAAAGAGAAAGCAGGUGGAGCAGCAGGAAGUGAAGGACAUUUAGAGGGAAAAAAGACCCAAGAAUCAGACGCAAAGGAUAAGACAGACAGCCCUGAUGAAGAGCAAUUGGACAAUAAAGGAAAACCAACAGAAAAUGAAAAGCAACCACUAAAAAAGUCUACAGAUGUUUCUAUGGAUCUCAAGGAAGGCGGCAUGAACACUCAACAAGCACAAAACAACUUACCUGCAUCAGAAGAAAGUGGAGAAAAAGAUAUGGCUAACAAUUACAACAAAGAUGGUGAGACAGAAUCCGAAACCAAGGAACCAGAUUUAGACGCAAAAACAGUAAAACUACAAGCAGGUCUAAGUGGCGAUGGCGAUGUAGAAAAGGUAGCUCUCAACACUGAAAAAGGAAAACAGGACCUAGCAAAAGAAAUAGACCAAACCAGUAUUAAACAACCCAAGGCAACAGAGCAAACAGCUACACAGGAGGCUAUUACAGAGCCAGGACAAAGUGCCAUAGAAGAGAUUUCUCCAAAAUCUGAUAACGAAAAGGCAAAAAAAGAGACACAACAUGUAGCUGAGCCUCAAGAUUCCUCUACUGGAAAAACAAUGACAAAAGAGAAAGAAACUAGUGAGGUGAAAUCUGUGGAGAUCGAUCCAUCCACUGCUGACCCGCAGCCAGUAUCUCAAAAAGCUGAGGCAGGACAAGAGACACGUCCUAACAGCGAAGCAGAUUUAAAGCAGGGUGUAGAAACUUCGCAAGCUGUUGUACCCGAUACAACUAAAGCAGCGAGUGCACAGGAUAAUACAGCAGAGGCACAAAAAGAGCUGGCAGGGAAAGUAAAGACAGAAGCACCGCUAAAAAGUGAAGUAAAACAAAUCAAAUCUGAGGAGGAGAAAAAAACUGACCGCAAAUCAAAGGCUGAUACAGAAACUGUGAAACCAGGAAAGGGAGACAGUGCUCAGUGUACAGAGGCACAAGAAAAACAUGAGGAUGUCUCCAAAACCACUGCUAAAGAAACAGGAGCUGAAACAUCUGAUAGAAAGGAGAUUCAAACAAAGGACUUAAUGGACAGUACAAAAACAGAGGAAAGUACUGAAUCAAAGAAAACGGUGAAAGAGACUGAUGAAAUGCAAAUAAAAAAACAGCUGAUGGUUGCAGAGAUGGAGACAAAAUCAGAGGAGCAGUCUCAUAAAAAUGCAGAUGGCACUCAAGAAGGCAUGGUAGACAGUCAUAAAACAGAGGAAAUCAUCACAACCAAAUCUUCUGAAAUACAAAAAGAGGACAUUGAGAAGGACUUGGAGCCAAAAUCUACUGAAAAGGAAACAAAAUAUGAGCAAAAACCAGAGAAACAAGGUUCCAAGGAGCAUGAACUGGAGACUUCUGAGGACAUCAAAGAGAUGAGUAUAAACAAGCCUAAGGGGCAAGAGAUAGACAAUGAAAGCUCUCAACAUGUCCAACCUGAACAGAGUGUUCCAAAGACCUCACCGGAAAAAGAGCAAAGUAUAGACCAGACGAGCACGGACAAAGAUUCACAUGAAAUCAAGGACACCAAAAUUGAGAAAUCGGACAAGACUGAUAGCAGUGAGGCAAAGCAGGACAGGACCAAGAUGGACACAAUGAAAAGUAAAGAUCUUGAGAAGGAUCCUACACCCCUGAAAGAUUCCAAAACACUGGAGGCAACAGAGCAAGGACAAGCCUCAUCUGAGAAAGGGCAAGACAACAGCAUGAAAGUGGAUCUGAAAAAACAGAGGGAUGUGCCAGCAGUAACUGAAAAUGGAGUAAAUAUAUGAAUGAAGACACCUUUUUGAAACACCUUCGCUGGCUGUAUUAGUCAUUCAAAGUGUACAAGUAACUCAAAGUUUAGAUAAAUCACAUCACGCAAAUACUUUAAUAACUGCAUGAACCGCUGAAUAACGGCAUGAAACGACAUAUCUGCAGUGCUAACCUACAUGCAACUCAAGAGCUGAUGUCUGCAUGUGUGCCGAUAUCUAGGUUAAAUCUAGGCUGAUGAAUAAAAGAUGUAGUAAAAGAGAAUGUAUAUGUCUCAAUGAAAAUAUUUUGCUAUAC
Neoarius graeffei (lesser salmon catfish) is the source of this 3367-nucleotide messenger RNA. RefSeq names its product neurofilament medium polypeptide. Gene Ontology annotation, biological process: neurofilament bundle assembly. The coding region runs from base 1 to 3090 and encodes 1029 amino acids. The record is from RefSeq and is a predicted model, not a curated record. The transcript is spliced from 3 exons. Gene Ontology annotation, molecular function: structural constituent of cytoskeleton. NCBI's taxonomy places the organism in Eukaryota, Metazoa, Chordata, Actinopteri, Siluriformes, Ariidae. Gene Ontology annotation, cellular component: postsynaptic intermediate filament cytoskeleton; cytoplasm; axon.